Messenger RNA from Solea senegalensis (Senegalese sole), 1965 nucleotides. Its product is annotated as E3 ubiquitin-protein ligase TRIM21-like. The record is from RefSeq and is a predicted model, not a curated record. The transcript is spliced from 2 exons. The coding region runs from base 237 to 1913 and encodes 558 amino acids. NCBI's taxonomy places the organism in Eukaryota, Metazoa, Chordata, Actinopteri, Pleuronectiformes, Soleidae. Gene Ontology annotation, molecular function: zinc ion binding; protein binding.
AUUUGUCACAACAUAUAAUUGCCAAACCAGAAAUGCAGCAGUCAACGAGUGCGAGUCAAAGAAAAAUGAGAAUGACAGCCGCAGAACUUCAUACCACUGAGGUGGAGGCUGUCAGAGAGACGCCAGAGCUGCAUUCAAGCUGAGCAUCGGCAUCAACAUCAACUACUUUAUUAUUUUUGGUUUUGGUUUUUGUGCGUUAAUCAGGACACAAAAACACAGCAGAGUGUGUGUCAGACAUGGCUGCCUCCUGCUACCCACUGUCUGAAGAUCAGUUUGUGUGCUCCAUCUGUCUGGAUGUGUUCACUGAUCCAGUUGCCACACCUUGUGGCCACAACUUCUGCAAGAAGUGCAUCACUAAACACUGGGAUGUCAACGUCCCAUGCAAGUGUCCCAUGUGUAAAGAGACGUUCUACACAAGACCGGAGCUGCACGUCAACUCUCUGAUCUCUCAGAUGGCUGCUCAUUUCAAAAAGUCAGACAAACAGGAGGUCAAAGCGAAAAACCCAGAUUUAAAAGAAAUAUUAGGCGUCAGACCUUCCUGUAACAUCUGCACUGGAACCAAAAAGAAAGCCACAAAGUCCUGCCUGAUAUGUAUGGCAUCCUAUUGUGAGACUCACCUGCAGCCUCAUCUGACAGCACCAGAUCUGAGAAAACAUCAGCUCGUCCCCCCUAGGAAAAAUCAGCAACGUCAGAUGUGUCUGAAGCACGACAAACCUCUGGAGGUUUUCUGCAAGAAAGACCAGCUGUGCGUCUGCAUGAUGUGCACGAUUUCAGACCACAAGAUGCACGACGUUGUCCCUGUGACUAAAGAGUAUGAAGAAAAGAAGAAUGCGCUGGGUAAGACAAAAGCUGAAGUCAAACUCAUGAUCCAGAAGAGGCAGUUGAAAAUUCAGCAGAUCAAGCACACGCUUGAGUUCAGUAAGAAGGACACACACAGAGAAACAGCAGAUGGUAUUCUGGUUCUAACUGCUCUGAAGGACUCUGUUGACAGAGCCCUGGCUGAAUAUACUGACACGAUCAACGACAAGCAAGAAUCAACAGAGAAACGUGGUGAGGGCUUGAUCAUGGAGCUGGAACAAGAAAUCUCUAACCUGAUUGAGAGAAGCGACGAGCUGGAGAAGAUCUCACACUCUGAAGACCAAAUUCACUUCCUCCAAGGCCUCCGAUUCUUUAACGAUGCUCUACCCACCAAGGACUGGUCAGGUGUCAUUGUCAAACCACCGUUAUUUCAGGGCAUGGCAGAAGCAGCAGUUACUGAGUUGAAAAAGAAGCUUGACAAAGAGAUAUGUUCCUUCUUUGUGGAAGAGCUGAAGAAGGUCCAGGAUUAUGCGACAGAUGUCACAUUCGAUCCCAAUACAGCAAAUUCCUGGCUCGUCUUGUCAGAAGAUGGGAAACAGGUGAGGUUUGGUGAUGUCAAUCGGACAUUGCCAGACACUCCAAAGAGAUUCUCUUAUUACGCUGGUGUCCUAGGAAACCAGGGUUUUUCUUCAGGAAGAUUUUACUUUGAGGUUCAGGUUGCAGGGAAGACAAAGUGGGAUUUGGGAGUGGCCAAGGAGUCAAUCAACAGGAAGGGCCAAGUCACACUGGACCCCCAACAUGGUUUCUGGACCAUAUCUUUGAGAAACGAAAACGAGCACAAAACCUUUCCUCGAUCAAAUGUUCACCACAUGCUCAAGUUGUCCCCUCAGAAAGUGGGUGUGUUCGUGGACUAUGAGGAAGGUCUGAUCUCUUUCUAUGACGUUUACGCCGCAGUUCGAAUCCACUCCUUCCCAGCCUGCUCAUUCAGUGAGAAAAUCUACCCAUUCUUCAAUCCCUGCAAUAAUGACAACGGAAGAAACUCCGCCCCUCUGAUCAUCUGUCCAGUCCCAAACACCAACCUAAUGCCACAUCGCUCAGGAAUAAACCAGAAUUGACAAAUUAGUCAAGAAGAAAAUUUACAAUACUUUUUUACUGCUCUUUAAUCUA